AUGGCGUCCGGAGGGGGCUCCGUGGGCCUCAUAACCUGCCUGCUGCUGCUUCAGUCGGAGUUCUGCGAGGCUUGGGAGGCUGCCACUGUACCCUCUACUUCCGAUUUCUCCGCAGGGCACAGUGAGACCCCAAGGGUGAAACCACCGCCACCCACGCAGGUGCUGGUGACCAAGGUGGCCCGUCAGGACCAAUCCUCUGCUUUCAAGCCGUUUGCCUUAGGGUGCGGCCAACGCCUCACGAAGAUCAUGGGAGGCAUGGACGCGGAAGAGGGAAAGUGGCCCUGGCAGGUGAGCCUUCGGGUCAGACACAUGCACAUCUGCGGAGCCUCCCUCAUCAGCGCCGAGUGGGUGCUGACGGCAGCCCACUGCAUUUUCAGCCGAAUCCAGUACAAUGUCAAGAUGGGCGAUCGGAGCGUCCACCGCCAAAACACAAGUGUGGUGAUUCCUAUCCAGCGCAUCAUUGUCCACCCCCAGUUCACAUCAGCUAUUGUCGUUAAAAAUGAUAUCGCCCUUCUCAAGCUCCAACAGCCCGUGAAUUUCACCUCUCAUAUUUACCCUGUCUGCAUCCCUUCAGAGACUUUUGUUGUGAAUGCUGGGACCAAGUGCUGGGUGACAGGAUGGGGUAAACCAGACCCAGGUGCACCAAACAUUCCAACAACAGUUCUCCAGGAGGUGGACCAGGAUAUCAUCCAUUAUUCGGAAUGUAAUAGGAUAUUGAGGAAGGUUACAUCAUCUUCUCUUGAUCUGGUCAAGAGUGGGAUGAUCUGUGGCUAUAAAGAAAAAGGAAAGGAUGCUUGCCAGGGAGAUUCUGGCGGCCCUUUGUCCUGUGAAUUUAAUGAUAAAUGGGUGCAAGUGGGAAUUGUGAGCUGGGGCAUCGGCUGUGGUCGUAAAGGACAUCCUGGAGUUUAUACAGACACUGUCUACUACAGCAAGUGGCUAACUGCGGUGGUGAACCAGGCCGCCUGUUUCUAUCCGCUGGUCUUCCUCGUCUUGCUACUGUGUUUGCUGACCUCGUGA
Onychomys torridus (southern grasshopper mouse) is the source of this 1017-nucleotide messenger RNA. Its product is annotated as serine protease 42-like. Gene Ontology annotation, biological process: proteolysis. The record is from RefSeq and is a predicted model, not a curated record. The transcript is spliced from 5 exons. The coding region runs from base 1 to 1017 and encodes 338 amino acids. NCBI's taxonomy places the organism in Eukaryota, Metazoa, Chordata, Mammalia, Rodentia, Cricetidae. Gene Ontology annotation, molecular function: serine-type endopeptidase activity.